Messenger RNA from Bipolaris victoriae FI3, 2961 nucleotides. RefSeq lists its product as hypothetical. The transcript has 4 exons. The record is from RefSeq and is a predicted model, not a curated record. Lineage: Eukaryota; Fungi; Ascomycota; Dothideomycetes; Pleosporales; Pleosporaceae. The coding region runs from base 1 to 2961 and encodes 986 amino acids.
AUGCGUCAUGACCGGACCACUGACUCCGAUGGCCAGUCUGCUCUUACCCGCGCUAUCCUGGACCUUGCAUUUUCGCCCCCAAACACUAGAUACCUACGAGCACCUUUUGGUGGAGAAGGUGUGCAGGUGCCUCUUAUCACCUCGACGGUGAUACGACCAGGCGACGACAUAUGGAUGUGGUACCACAACCAAAAACCCUCCGACUACUAUUCUACUAGACUGGACGUCUCCAGUUCGGCCGAGUCCAAAGCUACAUUUAUCCAAGAAUGGCUUUAUUUUGGGCUUCUCGCGGUUCUUUGCGACACUGCUAUCACAGGAUAUAACUUUUCGACUCGUGGGGAGCGCCGACUCAGAGUUGUAAGCUCGGAGCUAGUUAAAUCGAAAAUCAUCAAUAUGCAGGUCAGUGUGCUGCAAUUACCAGAGAAAGAGAGCACGGACGUACUACAGCGGCAUAGUAUGAUACUUUCGGAUGCGAACGGAGCAGCUCAUUGGGCUGAGAGCCAUUUCACUGUGCGCUCAAACUCCAGUGAAUCUAUUGACUUGAUACUAUUAUCCGUCAAGGUACUGAUUAGCACCAUCUCUCGUUCUUAUCAUUGGACAUAUGACAGACUUCGCCGGCUCCAAAAAGCAAGCGAUUGGUUCUCUGUUGCCAAUAGACAAGGCGAUAAGUUUACGGCUGCCGGUCGAGCUAUUGAAUUCAAAAUGAGAGAGAAUGGGUGGUGUGUACAUCAGAUACACAAAGUACUUUCCACUUUCAGCUAUCACACAGCUUACUACUUCGCAAGACUGCCACGGCCAGGAAGCGCAAAAUUUGUGCACGAGAGCUGCUCCAAGAAUUCAUGUAAAGGCUGGAACUCCCAGCCUGGCGAUACCAGUGCUCGUCAUGCGACGGAUACGUGUACUUGUCCAACUAUCAGCAUAUCUUCGGUAGAUGUGGCGAAGGUCAUUCAAGGCGGCCACAUCCCACUCGUGUCUAUUGAGGAAGAUGUCCAUGGGAGACUUGUAUUGAAACUUCAUACUAAGCAAUGGCAUUCGAGAUAUGUUGCUAUAUCUCACGUAUGGGCUGAUGGUCUGGGAAAUGCUUUUGAGAACGGUCUUCCAACGUGCCAACUUCGCAUGCUCCAAACAUAUUUUGCCCAGAUUGCCAUACGUAGGCCGAACUUGUCGACUUGCACGAUGACUACAACAAAUACCCUCUUUUGGAUGGACACAUUGUGUAUCCCGGUGCAAACGGCGCCUCCAGCAGAAUCCAUUCCUGAAGAAAUCCUCCAAGACGUCAAAGGAAAGGCAAUCGACAGAAUGAAUCUUGUCUACGCAUCCAGUCAGCAUACGCUUGUUCUUGACGCAGAGUUAAGGAUGAUACCUAUGGCAACUAAUCAUACUACUAAGCUCGCUUACAUACAGUGUUGCGGGUGGACAACCCGAUCCUGGACUCUGCAGGAAGGUUACUUGCCUCCUUCAACUAUCUACGCUUUUUCUGAUGGCAUCUAUUCUCAUAAUACUGCACGGCUCGACGUCCCACAAUCCCCACCACCUGUUCGUGGCAUCAAUGGUCUACGCGUCAGCCCUUUAGACCCCGAAUUCCCAGCACGGCAAUUUGACUCAUUGGUGCAGCGAGAGAUCUGGGCAUUAUCUUCAGUUCAAUAUCUCGGCAUCUGGGGUCCCUCCAAGCCAAGAAUAACAAGAUGCCCCGAAGUCUUGCUUCGCGACAGAUUCGCUAGAGUUUGGAAUGAGCUACUUGACCGUGUUUCGAGCCUACCUGCCGAUACACCUGCAAUAUUGGCCAAUCUGCUUGGCGUAAGUGCGUACGAGGUACUAAAAAGAAAGACUGAACAGGAACGGAUAGCCCUGAUCAUCCGACAGCAGAAGGUGCUACCUGUAGAGCUGCUUUUCAACACAGGUCCGCGCUUACGAGGAAGAUUGAGUACGCACCUUUCCGAGUCUCGAGCUGGGUCACAAAUGCAGCACCAUGUUACUGCUCAGGAAACCACACCAGAAGAAUCUAUCGGAAUACUGGAGAUUUCAACGCUUCAAACGCAAUCUUUCAAAAAUGGUUGGGUACCUGCGUCGAUAGAAGGUGACAAAUGUUUACAGACCCUCGAAGCGAAGUUUUACUUACAGGUCCUCGAGGAUCGUCUCCAGUACCAUAACAACGGGAGAGAAUUUGCUCCUAUCUUCUUGUGGACGUCUGUAGGCCCCUCUGUUCCUAUACCUACGUUUGUGGUGGAUCUUCAGUGUGUCGUGCUCGAGAAUCAUGUUUGUGAUGCGGCAUGCACAAGCCACGGAUUUAUCACUAUCGACAUAUUGGUCGAUAGCCCACCACUCAGAGCCCAAGAUCGAUCAAAAGAAAGGGUACUCGGACAUUGCUUUAUGUUUGACCCUGGACCGAUGCGAGCCUGGUUACUUGGCCGUGUGGAUUCUGCUCCUGGGUGCCAUCUUAUGAUCUUGAGCCGGUCUGAUGGACGCAUCGCUACACGCUACAGCAGCCCCAUCCGGAUAAAUCGAUUUACAGAGGAGACACAGGCCUUGAGAAGAUUCCCAACGCUUGGGUGCAAAUGUAAUUGCCCAGAUUGCCUUCCUAAGCGACAAUACGUCGAAAUACUGUAUGAUGGUGAUGACUUAGGCCCAUUACUUCCCACUCAUUCGGAACCGCCCUCGCAGCUCAUUCAAAGAUAUUGGUUUACUCCAUGGGCCACCUUCGCAGUACACUUCACAAUCCUGGAUGGCUUAAUAUCGUAUAUGAUUACCUUUCCCGACCCGAUUAGAACUCUCUAUCUAUCUUUGCCUACAACGAUCAUUAUACCGUGGUUGGUAUACCUCUACCAAAGUACUAUCUUGCGGCAGGCAGCGAAACGACUACUUCUCAAGCCACUCAGUGAUGGAAGGCAACCAAGCCGUCUUUUGAGAUUUUUCAUAAGAAAUCCUCAACAUCUUAUAGAUGCUGCUAUGGUUGCUCAUUGA